Schistocerca nitens (vagrant locust) is the source of this 7561-nucleotide messenger RNA. It is a transcript of the gene ush, whose product is annotated as zinc finger protein ush. Gene Ontology annotation, biological process: cell differentiation; heart development; negative regulation of transcription by RNA polymerase II. Gene Ontology annotation, cellular component: nucleus. Gene Ontology annotation, molecular function: RNA polymerase II-specific DNA-binding transcription factor binding. Lineage: Eukaryota; Metazoa; Arthropoda; Insecta; Orthoptera; Acrididae. The record is from RefSeq and is a predicted model, not a curated record. The transcript has 11 exons. Bases 1 to 3534 code for a protein of 1177 amino acids.
AUGUCCACCUGUGAUGUCACCCUUCAAGUUGUUAACUCCCAAGGAUCGGACAGCGGCGGCGAGGACGCGCCCCCGGCGGCCGCCUCCGCCCCCGGGCCGGCCCCCACGGCGCCGCCGUCGGGCAGCGGGCAGGGGCAGGCGCGGCUGCGGCUGAACCCCAGCCUGGCCACGGACCCCGCGCUGCACCGGCCCUCGCCCACAGAGGUCCAGCUGCUCGCCGCGCUGCCGCCCUCCGCCGCCGCCGCCGCCGCAGCCUACCACAGCGCGAUAGCGUCGAGCCCGUACUUCUGCCUGCCGCCGCCGCCGCUGCAGGACGCGCCGCCGCCCUCGCCGUCGCCACAGCUGCUGACGUCACGGGCCAAGGUGGACACGCCGGCAGCGGCGGUCGCCACCGCACACGACGCGCCGCCCGCCCCGCGGCAAGUGCCUGUGUUCAUGUGCUCGCCGUGUGGCAUCCGCUUCAGCUCUUCCAGCACCCUGGAGGCACACCAGACCUACUACUGCUCGCACAGGCUCAAGAAUCUCAAAGGCCGAUCAGACAGUGACAGCGAGGAGGGCCGCGCGGCGCCGAGCUCCUGUGAGGGCGGCGCGCUGCAGGGUGACGAGAGCGUGGCGUCCGACGCCAGCCACGAGGGCGGCGCCGCGCCGGCCCAGGGCCCGGCGGCCAAGGCGGCGCGCACCGGCAAGCAGUACGCCUGCCCGCACUGCUCGUACAGCGCCGACAAGAAGGUCAGCCUCAACCGGCACAUGCGCAUGCAUUCGGCGUCGCCCGCGCCCGCCGCCGCCGCCGCCGCCGUCGCCACCGUCAACGGGGAGGUGCAGCCCGGGGGCGCGGGCGCAGACGCAGGCGCGGUGGGCGCGCCUCAGCUGGUGGACCGCUACUGCCAGGACUGCGACAUCCGCUUCUCGUCGGUGAAGACGUUCCGCGCGCACAAGAUGCACUACUGCAGCACGCGCCACGUCGUCAAGGGCCCCCCGCACCUGGGGCCGGCGGCCAAGGCGGCGGCGCCCGCUCCCGCCACGGCCGCCUCCUCGUCGACGGGUGAGUCCGCCCCCGCGUCGCCGGCGGACGGCGCCUCGCCGCCGCCUGGCCCCGCGCUGCCCGCCUCCCCGGGGGCGGCGUCGCCCGCCGUGGUGCCGGUGGGUGUUCCGGCGCCGGCGCCGCCACAGCCCAUCCUGGCGCUGCCCACCAACCCCAUCCUGCUGGUGCCCUACUCGCUGUUCCAAGGCGCCAGCCUGCUGACGGGCCCGGCGGCGCUGGCCAUGGCGCACCACGACAGUCCCUGCGUGCUGCUCGCCGACGGCACGCUGCAGCCACUGGCGCAGGGCAUCCUCUCGCAGCACCCCCAUCCCCACCCCCAGCCGCCCCCGCAGGUUCCUGCCGCCUCUCCCGCCGCGGCGCCCGCGGGCCACGCACCGACGUCACAGCCCACGCACAGGGACGACCCCACCACGGGCGGCGAACCCGCCACCUCCACGCCUCCCAGGCAUCAUCAGAGAGAAGGCUCCGAAGCGAGCGGUCCACUAGAUCUGAGCGUGCGGAGGGCAUUAUACGGCGGCGCUGACCAGCCGGUGGGGACGAGCGAAGGCGACGCGGCGGACGGCGACUGCGACGGCCGCGAGGAGGCGGCUGGCGCGGGCGGCGCGGGCUGCGGGCCCUACCUGCUGUCCGCGUCGUCCGCGUCGACGACGCCGUCGCCAGCGCCGUCGGCCGCCAGCCCGGCGCGCCGCGGGGACAGCCCCGGCGCCGUCGCCAGCCCCAAGCAGCCGCCGCACGCGCCCUCCCCCAAGUCGCCCAGGCGCACCCCCAACGGCGUCGUCGCCGUCAAGCCGGAAGUGCUGGUGGCCAACCAGAAGCGCGUCAUCGUGUCUCCCACGCGCUCCCUCGGCUCGGACGGGCAGUCGGCCGACGAGGUGGCGCCGCCGCCGCCGCUCUCCUACCCUUCGCCGGUGAUAGCGACGCGGCGCGGCCUCGCGCCCUCCUCGUCGGCCUCUCCGUCGCUGGCGACUCCGCCGCCGCAGGCAGUGACGGCCGUGGCGAAGCUGCCGCCGGUGCUGACGCCCCCCGCAGGGUCGCUGCCGCUGCUGGCGCCGGCGGUGGCGGGCGGCGCCCCGGGGGCGGCGUCGGCGCUGCUGGCGGCGCAGCGGGCCGGCGAGCUGCUGGGCGGCCCCGCGGGGGCAGCGGCGGCGGCCGCGGCGCUGCUGCCGCUGCUCAUGGCGGCCGAGCUGCCCGCGCUGCCGCCGCACGUGCUCGUCAAGCAGGGCGUCUCCAAGUGCCGCGAGUGCAACAUCGUCUUCUGCAAGCACGAGAACUACGUGGCACACAAGCGCCACUACUGCUCGGCGCGCCUCGAGGGCGGCGGCGUGGGCGCGUCGGCGUCCCCGCCCGGGGGCGGCUCCCCCACCGGCGGCGGGCCCGGCAGCCCCCGCGGCGCCGCCCAGCAGCCGCUGCCCCACAAGACGCUGCUGCAGUUCAUCUGCGGAGCCUGCGGCAUCAAGUUCACCUCCCUCGACAACCUGAACGCGCACCAGGCCUACUACUGCCCCAAGCGCGCAGAGCUGCCUGCCGCCAAGCCACCCGAAGACAAGUUGGGCCGCAAGUGCCCGAAGUGCAAGGUGCUGGUGCCGGCAGAGCAGGUGGGGACGCACCAGUGCUGCGGCAGCGGCGCGGGGGCGGCCGGCGCGGGCGUCGGCGGGGGCGGCGCCGGCGCGGGCUGGAAGUGCCCCUGCUGCGAGGUGGUGAGCCCGACGGCGAGCGCCGCCCAGCGCCACAUGGACACGCACAGCGGCGUGCGCGCCUUCCGCUGCACCAUCUGCCGCUACAAGGGCAACACGCUGCGCGGCAUGCGCACACACAUCCGCAUGCACUUCGAGAAGAGGACCGCCGACCUGCAGGAGGAGAAUUACAUCACGUGCAUCACUGGAGAGGACGCGGUGCACCAGACGCAGCAACCGCAGCAGGGGGCGGCGCCGGCGCCAGCUCCCACCCCCGCUUCGGCGCCCGCCCCCGCGCCCACCUCUGCCACGGACGCGUACCCCGAGUCACCCAGCGACGGCGGCGACUCGGGCCGCAUCGACAAACUGCACUUCUGCGACGCUUGCAGCUACAACUCCUCCUACAAGGGCAACGUGGUGCGCCACUGCAAGCUGGUGCACAGCGGCCGGGCAGGCGUCGGCGUCGCGACUGCCGACGACGCCCCGGGCGGCGCGACGGCAGACGCGGUCGUGGCGGCCACGACGGUGGCGGCGGCCGCCGCGACGCCGAGGGCGGGCGCGGACGCCGACGCGUCGGUGGUGAAGCGCGAGCCCGCAGAGGGCGAGGGCGCUGUGUCCGCCGUCAAGACGGAGCCCGGCGCCGACGACGCCCACGGCGCCGCCGCCGAGGUCAACCUGGCCCGGCCCAAGUACUGCAAGUCGUGCGACAUCUCCUUCCAGUACCUCUCCACCUUCAUCGCGCACAAGAAGUACUACUGCUCCAGCCACGCGGCCGAAAACUCCGCCAACAACAGGACGACGGAGGCGUCCGUUCUGUAGGGAGGUCGCAAAAUCUCACCCAAAUUACCUGUUACGUCGUCCUCGUAACAAUUCUCGUGUAAUUAUUUAUUCGUAAGUUGUGUGGAUUUGUCACAUUGUGAUGACAUCUGUAGAUUUGCGUCGUUGUUGAAAAUCGUGUUCGUGUACAUGUUCUGUAGUAAUCUAUUUUAACUGCCGGUGACUGUGGUGCCGUACAGACAGACAGGGUUCUGACACGUGUGAGAAAUAUUGUCGUACGUUAAAUGUUUUGCAUACAUAUAUAUAUAUAUUGUUUAGUACAAAUAAUUUUUUAAAAUAUUCUCAUUAGUCAAAUCUGAUGCACGUGCACAAGGCAACUAAAAAAUAUCUCAGCGAGCGCUCUUUUAAUUUUUAUUCUCAUUAGACGAUUCAUAAUUUUCAUAAUGUCUUCCUUCAGUUAACUUUCGAAUUUACAACUUGCCGGCUCCGUGAUCGAUUUAUGCUCUUGUUAAUACUAUUAAGACGUGAAGUUCUGUGAUAUAAAUGAAUUACAGAAUAAACAGAAUGUAAAAUUAUAGUUACACAAGUCUGCAACACUGGCAGAUAUUGGUGAAACAAUUUCGGAUGAGGACAUAUGUAUGUACUGUGCAUAAAUGAAAAUUUGCCCCCUCAUGUUUUAAUAUGAAACAUGGAUUUUUUUUAGAUCCUUAGAUUCGUACAGUACUUGAAUCUCUCUGUUAUAGUGGUUUAGAACAAAGUAACCAAUAAUGUAUUUUAACUGGGAAUAUUCCCCUCAUAGCAGCCUGACAACAUUUAAUGUCAAGAAACAAAUUCCUCUCACACUAGGUAAGAAAAUAAAGACACUCUCUCUUACUCAUGGAAUCCCUAAUAAUAAACGUGAGAUUGUUAAUAUACAUAUGAAGUUUAUCACAGCUGUGAAACUUACGGUAUAAGAUGUUGUCUUGCUGAUUCAAGAACAGCUCUCAUCAAAACAUAAACCUCUAAGACUUCCUAUAACAAAUGAAAUGAUUUUCAGAAGCAAGAAAACGUAUUUAUGGGGAGUAAAACACACUAUGAAAGUUUCUCUCUUAUUUACACAUUCAUGUUGGGAACUGGCUUUUGUCUUACAACUUAACUGGGAAACAAUUAACAUUGUCAGAUAUGAUAGUACAGAGAAUAAUAUCAAAUCAAUCUCUAAAAUGAGAGAAUGUACCUUCAAGUGGGGCAGUAGUGCCUCACUUACUCUCAAUUUUGCUUCUGUCAGUAAAACAAAGCAAUCAUCGUACUUCCCACAAUAUUAAAAUAUGGCCAAAUGUAAAUCACACUGAAACUUAACACCUACAGUAAGUUCAGUACAGCCGAAGAAGAGGAAAUUUAUCAUCUACAUGCAUUAUAAAAGCAACCCAUAGCUCUUGUAAGUUUCAACAAUCCUCUUCAUACACCAUAUCUAUAACAUAAUUCCUUCUAAAAUAGCACUGGUAUGUUUUAGGAUGAUAAAUACUCUAUUCCAAUGAUACUGCUCUUCUGCCAAUGAUAAAUUUAACUGUAUUUGGUAUGCCAAAAUAACACUCAGUUUUAAUGUUCGAUAUUUCAAAGCAUUUUUUGAGAUAUUCCUGCAAGCUACCAUUUACAGUGACAAUAAUCUCUUGGGCCAUGAACUUAUAUUUGGAAACACAAAGCAUACUUGUGCCUUUGCACUGUAUAUAUGUAAGUAAAACAUCCUUCGUUUUGUUUUAUAACUUUUAAAUACAUAAAUGCUAUACCUAGGAGGGAUGGGAGAAAUCACUGAAACGAAAAUUUCAAUACUAAAGUGACACUAUUUGGGCACAUUGAAAACUGAAUGAAACUGAAUCUCUUGUGGACAAUAUGCUAGUGUGGAAGUUUCAUUUAUUUCAAUUUAACAAUUUUAUAUUGUCUUAACAGAUCAAAUGAAAUAUUGUUAUAAUGAGGCCAGUGAAUAUGUACAGGAGAUAAAGCACUAGUAACUCUAAAUUACAGGCACUUUACUGUUGCGGCACAAGUAUAUUAAAUGUCUGUGAGAUGAACGGUCUUAAGCCUAUGCUACCACAUUUUCUGCAGUAAUGAAUGUUAGUAGAUCUGAUGCAGUAUGAGUGAAAAUUUUCACAACUGUAAUCAAUGCUACUGAAGAAAACGUAUAAACUAUGCAAGACUGAUAAAGAAAAAGCUUUUACCACAGCACAUCAGCACAUAUUUUUUCUCCAGAAAAGAAUGAUUUAGAAGCCUCUUAAUGAUUAAGCAAAUGUCACACAAUUUAACAACUAUCUUCAGAAGGUUUUUUUUGUCUUUUUUUAAGAUAGUAGUUAUCGCAAAUGGUAAUACUACAUUGCAGGAGUGACAAGAAGAUAGAGAUCUCUUUAUUCUCUUUAGUUUUUCAACAUUCUUUCCAUAUUGACUAAUCCAAUUCUCAACCACGUUUCUCUCUCAGUGCAACAAAUUUACAAGUAUCCUUUUAUGACUACACAGUAUAUAAUGCUAUAGUUAGCGGAAAUAACUGGCAGAAAAUGCAAUGAAGUAGUAGAGGUACAGAUCACUGGCCAAAAUGCCGGCUAAAUACAGCUGUCAGAAACAUAAAAGAGCAUAUUUGAGUUAUCACUCCCAUCGUGUUUCUGCUGUAAUUUGAAGAGGAGAAUACUUGACUGCCAGAUUCUUUAAGUCAACAUUAUCUAUGAUUGAUCGAGAAGCUAUGAGUAAAAGUGUAUGUCAGAGUCCAUUCUAGAAUCUCAGCCUUAAAAUAUGUGAAAAAUCGUCUGAAAUGUGAGCACUAAAAACCGCAAUGAUCAUUACAAGCCUAAGGCAAACAAAAAUUAGUUCCAAAUGUAAACUCAAAAAAAGUCUUUCUUUUCUUUCUUAGAUACACCUGACAGAUCUUGAAGCCAGUGUAUCUUAGAAAGUGAAUGUUCACCAAGUAUAAUAUUCAAAAAUUUACAGCAUACAAAUCUGGUUUUAAUGCUGAAUUCAGUACCAAAGGCAACAGGAUAAUCAGAAAUUUUUCUGUGUUGAAAAGAUCAUAAACACAGAACAGUGGCAUAAAGAUUUAUAAUUCCACUUACCAAAUCAUAAAUGAUUUUAUGUCUACUAUGCCUGAUAAGUUUUACACAAAUUACCUGAUUCAUAAAACCUUAGUAAUUAAAUUAAUUCAUUUUAUUGAUUAUAUAGGUAGUUAACCUCUGUCACUGUUGUUGAUCAGAUGUUAUCUUAAAUCACACUACCUACAGUUGUCUUCCAUUACAAACAGUUCAUGAUGUCAUUAAAUGUAACUAAAUAUUUUUACUUCAUAUUGUUAUUAUAAAUUUAUGUUGUUUCUAGAAACGAAGCUAAUCUCUCUUGCAUGUAUUUCACAUCAUUUACAUUAAUGCCUUAUCACAAGCAUAUUCCUCAAAGACUCAUACGAAUAACAAGAGAAAAAUAUUAAGAUAUACGUCUAUGACCUAUACCUAAAUUCAACAAUGAAUUUUGGAGUUCAUUUGACUGCAUUGAGGGUGAUAUCUCAGAUCUAUCUGUGUAGAAUAUAGAAAAUUUUUCCAUAUUAUUUGACAUAAACUUAUAUGUGUACACUUGUCUUGAAACAGUUGACUGUGAGGAUUAUUACAUGUGAAUGAAUGAAAUUGAAGCUAUUAUAAUAGAGAUUUGUUUUAAAAGGAAUGAAUAUUGUAUCUGUAGAAUGAGAUGUUUUGUAGGUUAUAUAUGUCGUUGUGCAUGUGUGGCGUAUAUUUGUUCUAGAUUGUGUAAAUGCUGUCCCCUUGUUAAUGUAACAUUAUCCCCUUGCCAAAGGUUUAUAUGAGUUGAAAAAUAUAUGAAUUGAAAAAAACACACCUUUGACUGUAAGCUUUGAAUCUUUUUGACUUUUUAUAUUUUGUGGAUAACCUUCAACAUAGUAGCUGUAUAGUGUGAUAGCUAUGUGUAAAGUUACUGUUUGUAAAUGAAAAUGUGUUAAAAACUGUUGGUGCUACAUAGGAAUUAUAGUAUCCAAUGCAGCUCGCACUCAUGCUGCCAGUCAUUGCGAGGAUAAAUCAGCCAUACCCGGAGACAAUAAAUUAUUUAUUUGUAA